AGAGUUGCCCAAGACCAAGGCCCACCUCUAUAAUAGUUGCAAUGAUUUCCAAAUUGUAUUUUUCAGGGGCCUUCCUCAAAUGUACCCCAUCUGUACAUGUAAAAUGGAUUAAAAAAUAAGAUAUUAUUGUCUUUUAAUUUGUAAUCCAAAAUAAUAAUAAAAAAUACACCAAGUACUUGAAAAUAAAGACACCAGUGCCGUACAGGUGGAGGAAACUGUUUAUUAGUAUCCUGAAGUAUGGGAUGAACUUUGCCUAUGGAGGGACAGGUGUGUUCAACACUUUGAUUGCAGAGCCAAACAUGACAAUCCAGAUCGAUUACUUGCAGCAGCUCCUGAAUGAGUCUGUGUACACUAAGAGGAAGCUCAGGUCUUCUAUGGCCCUCGUCAGCCUCGCAGGCAAUGACUACUUGACUUACAUUCAGAAAAAUGGCUCUCCUGAGGGCUGGCCAUCCUUCAUUAAAUCUGUGGUGGAUCAACUUGCAGUCAACAUGAAACGCAUCUACAACAUGGGAGUGAGGAAAGUAGCCGUGAAUACCCUGCAACCCUUGGGCUGUCUCCCACGGAGCACCAUCCAGAACUCGUUCCGACACUGCAACACAACUGAAAACAACUUCGUCGACCUCCAUAACGUCUACUUACAACAAGCCAUCGGGAAAUUGAACACCGAGGCCAACAGUACUGAUAAUCGUUUCAUCACUCUCGAUCUUUACUCUGCAUUUUGGACUGUGUUCCAUAAUGAAACUGCUCAUCAAGGUAAGGCGACGUUUAAGAAUCCAUAUGAGCCGUGUUGCAUCGGUAUAAGCAGCCAAUAUUCAUGUGGAAGUGUGGAUGGGAAUGGGAUCAAGAAGUACACGUUGUGCGCGGAUCGUAAGUUGCGAUUCUUUUGGGACGCAGUUCAUCCUACGCAGGAGGGGUGGCACGCCAUAUUUUCAACUCCUGCUAUGCAGAAUAGUCUAGAGCAAUUCUAGAGGAAAUUGUUCCAUAUAUAUGUACCUAUGUUGUUUCAUCUGUCUAUUGCAAUUCGUUUGUCUAGCACUUUUCUUUCAAACGUGAGUCAGUUAGUGUAAUUAUGCAUAAACAAACUCAAUUAGUGCAUCAUUAAUAAAUGUUCGUAUGAGUA
Molecule: messenger RNA, 1120 nt
Organism: Rubroshorea leprosula
Lineage: Eukaryota; Viridiplantae; Streptophyta; Magnoliopsida; Malvales; Dipterocarpaceae
Source: the annotation of a GenBank genome assembly